ACACCCUGGUUAACGUGCUACGUCAUUGACUUGCCAUCUCAGUGAAGCUCCUUUCACUUCUCUCUCUCUCUCUUCACUUUUCUCCUACCAAGCUCUGGUUUUUCUGCAAUGGGUUGUGCUGGAUCCUCACAGUCUAAGGCUGAUGGGAUGGUAAAAAAAAUCCGAAAGCCUAAGCCUUGGAAGCAUCCUCAGCCAAUAACAAAGACUCAGCUAAUACAAUUGCGUGAUGAGUUUUGGGACACAGCCCCUCACUAUGGUGGCCGGAAAGAGAUUUGGGAUGCUCUUCGAGCUGCUGCUGAGGCUGAUCUCUCUUUAGCACAAGCAAUUGUGGAUAGUGCUGGGGUCAUUGUCCAGAGUUCUGAUUUGACAGUAUGCUAUGACGAAAGAGGAGCAAAGUAUGAGCUACCCAAGUAUGUCUUGAGUGAGCCAACUAACCUGAUUCAGGACAAUUGAUGACAAAGUAUAAAUAGUAACAUUCAUGGGAAUCAGAUUGUAAAUCAUGUAUAUUGUUACCUCAUUGAUUUGGUAACUUGCAUAGGGUAGCAACUCUUUUUUCCUUUCCAUCUGUACUCACCUACGACAUCUUCCUUUAUGUUUCCUCAAUCAAUUGAACAAAAAUUAUGUCUGUUCUGUAUCAAUAGAUAACAAGUACCCCUCUUCUUUGGUAAAUACAAACUCCAUUACACUAUGUAUUUUCCA
Messenger RNA from Gastrolobium bilobum, 699 nucleotides. RefSeq lists its product as uncharacterized. The record is from RefSeq and is a predicted model, not a curated record. The transcript is spliced from 4 exons. NCBI's taxonomy places the organism in Eukaryota, Viridiplantae, Streptophyta, Magnoliopsida, Fabales, Fabaceae. Bases 109 to 453 code for a protein of 114 amino acids.